AUGGUCCGCAGAGGCUGCGCUCUUCUUUUAGCAACUCUCACACGACUUAUGUUGCUUAUUCAUUUCUUUUACAGCAUUAUCAGAAUUCUUCCAUCUACGGAAUUGAGAUCAAAGACCGACCUGUUGUCGGCCGAAGGACGGACGCUUAUACCCGCGGAUGUCAAAGCGAAGCCCGCGGGGCGCAAGUCGAGGUUACCGGAAUUCGCCAAACGGCAAAGGACCCUUGCAUUGCCUGAAAGGAAAGAUUCGCUUUUCUGUUUGUUGCCACUUUUCUUACAUAGUCUGGGCCGGGAGCAGCUUAUUUCUUCCGCGGAUGAUCCUGGAUUUCCUUGCGCGGGCUCAGCCAUGGGGAGCCUUACCUAG
Molecule: messenger RNA, 363 nt
Organism: Saccharomyces cerevisiae S288C
Lineage: Eukaryota; Fungi; Ascomycota; Saccharomycetes; Saccharomycetales; Saccharomycetaceae
Gene: YMR103C
Exons: 1
Coding region: 1-363 (120 amino acids)
Source: RefSeq, marked reviewed